This is a messenger RNA of Symbiodinium necroappetens, 1440 nucleotides long. NCBI's taxonomy places the organism in Eukaryota, Dinophyceae, Suessiales, Symbiodiniaceae. The record is from the annotation of a GenBank genome assembly.
AUGGCAUUCAGCACAGUUGCGUCGGUUGCAGGCCCUCCUAUCAGAUUCGUGUUGGGUCCUUGGCCUGCUGCUAGAAGCAAAGAACCAAACCGGUUCUCAGGGCUUCAGCAUCCUCUUUUGGGUUCGUGGUUGGCAACUGCUGCUGCCGUGGCCAUCCGGAGCCACUCGCGGCCACAGCAUGUACCACCUUCAAGGCGUGAACGCAUGCUUUCGCGCCCCGAAACGACAUACAGUCGGAAGACGGGUAGGGGUAAGCGGUCGAGCGGCUUCUUCUUGGCAUCUCCCACACACCCCAAGAACAGUACCCCAGUCCGACGGUCUCCGCAUGCUUCCGGACUGCGCGAUAGGCUGAAGCAGUGCCACGCAUCACAGCAGCUUCUGGAUUUGCUGCAUGAUGCCUGCAUGGCUGGCAGUGCAGAUAUAAGCGUAUUCAGUGCAGCUGUGCAGCGAUGCGGCCAGAGGCACUGGUGGGGCCCUUUGCAACGCGUCCUGGACUUGCAGCAAAAGCAGACUAGAGAGAUAAAGCCUGAUAUCGUGCACGUCUCCUCUGUGCUGCAUUCCCUGGCGACAUGCCUCCGUCAGAAAGGAAGAUUUGCCGUGGUCCCGGCUCGUGCUCAAAAGGCGCUCGAGGUCGGACGAAAAGCUUUCGACGAGGGAAAGAAUGUGGUGACGACGGAUCAUGACUUUAAUAUUUUGUUGUCAAGCACAUUCAAGCUUUGCUAUCAGAUUGCGGAUGCGAGCUCCAGGGAGUGGGCACUGGAGGCUUGGGAAUGGUCCUCGAAGCAGGCAUUCGCAAAGGACAGGCUGACCUGGCAAGCAUAUCUUUCACUUUCUGAACACUACGGUGACGUUCGCUUGGUCGAUAAGCUAUUGACGCAAGGUCAGUCAGAGGGGGCUUCCUGGGUCAGAGAUCCUGUCGCUCUUGGAAGCUUGCUUAAUGCAGCAGCAAAUCGCAGCGAUGCCGCGCGUGCACGUGAAAUUUGGGAUACCUUCCGCUUGACUGGUCUACGGCCGAAUAUGAUCUGCUACGCGGCCUACUCAAAGGCUCACAUGCUUGCAGGAAUCCCCAGCAAGGCUGUUGAUAUACUCGAGGAGAUGGAGAGGGAAAAUGUCGCGGACAUGAACUCCAAGCUCGUCGUCGACUGUGGUCAGUGUUUGCUGAUCAUGUAUCACUCCUCACCGUCUGAAUUAAAGCAACAGCGGUUGUUGAAGUUUCUUGCACGUGGGGACAAGAUCAUAGAAGCAGAUGAGCGAGGAAACGCCAAGAAUGAGUGGAGAAAGAUAAAGAAGACUGCAAACCAUCUUUUGGCCGAUGCAACUGCACUGAAGUUGCAGGACGUGCUGUGUGAGUGGAAGGCGCGGACCGCUAGCCUGAUGAAAGACUGGGAGAAUUUCGAUGCUGGUACAGAAUACUUGAAGAAGACGAUGCGAGAUCGCUGA